GCCAGACAGCAGUGUAUAGAGGUGUGUCUGUCCUCCUUCAGUCAGUACAGGAAAGAGCUCACUGCCAGCAACUAUUGCUUCUUCACCAGCAUGGCAAAAUGGAAACUGUGCUUUGUUCUGCUCCUGCCACUGAUAGUGUGUUUUGACAGUGAAGUGACUCUAGUGAAAACCAUCAGCAGUGAACCAGAUGUGACUCCAAUAUGCACCAAUGCAACACUUAGUCCCAUCAUAUUUAUACUGUGUAAGAUCAGUACAGUGAUGAGCAGUGGAGAAGAGUGUAUCCUGUCUUAUCGAUAUGCCGAAGGGUUUGAGCAUGGAUGUGACUCCAGGUUCACACUUGUGGCAAAGAAUCAGACUGUGUUUCUCCAUCUGAUCAAUCUAACACCAGUGGAUAGUGGGGACUGCACCUGUGAGUGUACACAUCAUGGUGGAAUAGAGAUUGUCCAUCUGAAUAUCACUGUGGAAGAGGACGAAGGCACCAGCAGUUAUACACGCAUAUUGAUCCCAAAUGUUCUGAUUGGUCUAACUGCAGUCCUCAUUAUAACUGGAGUUAUCUUUGGGUCUAUCUGCAGAGGAAUACAUCAUGGAUGCUGUUCAAGAUCCGCCACAUCUGGAUUAUCUGAAACUCCCGGCUCUUUAGAUGGAGAUGACCCCUACACAAGCCUCCAGCAGCCAGCGAGUGAUCUCUACCAAACUAUCUCAGAUUCAGCAAACAGCACUGCCUGUCUGCAUAACUACGAAAUAGAUGGAGUAGAGACUGAUCCAAGUUGUGACAUCUAUGAAAACAUUUCAAGUAACGAAUCAACAUAACAUAAUUAACAGCAUCAGGACUGUGACUUGUGUUUGCACUUGCUAGGAACUUACAUGCUGUGUCAUUACCAAAAUCUUUCUUCAAAAUACGAGCUCAGUAUUACAUGUGUCAUCUAUCACAUGGGGCAGGUAUUUUCCAAUAAUCUCAACACCUCCAAAUCUUUGAAGUUGUUGUUGGGUGUGGCUUCUUUGUUCAGAAGUAUACUCUGUAUAAAAGUGCUGCAGUGGCUGGUAACACAGGAAAUACAAUAAAAUAUGUAAAAUAUAACCCUCUCCUGUAGGACUGUUUAAACACACAUACACCUUGUUUUGACUUGAAGCCUUUCUGAUGGUCACGGUAAUAUCAAAAUGACACCUUUAUAACUACGGACAGAAUCACUGUGGCGCUGCACUAUUAGAUUUAUAGUUAAACACGGUGGUCCAACCUAUCUGAUGUUUCUGUUGUGCUUAUUUUGUAUACUGUGUUGCUUUGCUUACGUCUUUGCUAAACCAAAUCUACCAGCACAGAAGGUAAAGGUGCAUUUUCUUUAUGCUGCGAAGUCAGAAUUUCUGAGUUCCCAGUCGGAAAUCGGAGGAACCUCUCCAACCCCAACGUCCAAAUCCAAUAUGGCUGCUCCGCUCAUCAACAGUAGUGAAAACUGUAGUUAUAAACUGUUUAUUAUCAUUUCUAUCUUAUAUCUGUCUCAUUAAAAGACAUACACAUGGUCCUGUCCAACUUCUAUUUGUGGUUAUAUUCCUAUAUGCACAAAAAUACAUAAUGCAUUGUAAUCAGCUGGUACAGCUAACAAUGGCUAACCUGGCUUGGAACGGGACUCAGAAGUUAUUCUGAGUUGAGCUUCUUACCCUAAAAAUGUGAUAUAUUACUCAACCUCCACGACUGAGAAUGACUCACCUUUGGUCGGGUGUGUUUCCUAGAGCUUCGCGUUGCUGUGCUGUCGGUGAUAGUAGCCGAUGUGUUUCAGACUGGAGGUUUGAAGACGUGUUUUGCCACUCAGCAACAGUUACUAUACUAGAUGUUUAUCAGAUAGUGCUGUCGUGAUCAUAUUUUUUCUGUUUUAGCUUCUCUGCACUGGCUCCCUGUAUAUCCAGAACUGAAUUUAAAAUCCUACUGUUAACUUAUAAAGCUCUAAAUGGUCAAGCUCCGUCAUAUCUUAGAGAGCUCAUAGUGUCAUAUUAUCCCACCAGAACACUGCGCUCUGAGAACGCAGGGUUACUCGUGGUCCCUAAAGUCUCCAAAAGUAGAUCAGGAGCCAGAGCCUUCAGCUAUCAGGCCCCUCUCCUGUGGAAUCAUCUUCCUUUUGCGGUCCGGGAGGCAGACACCGUCUCCUCAUUUAAGACUAGACUUAAGACUUUCCUCUUUGAUAAACCUUAUAGUUAGGGCUGGCUCAGGCUUGCCCUGUACCAGCCCCUAGUUAGGCUGACUUAGGCUUAGUCUGCCGGAGGACACCCCUAUAAUUCACCGGGCACCUUCUCGCCUUCUCUCUCUCUCUCUCUUUCUCUCUCUUCUCUCUCUCGUAUCCUAUUACUGCAUCUAGCUAACCCGGCCAUUCUGGAUGUCACUAACUCGGCUUCUUCUCCGGAGCCUUUGUGCUCCACUGUCUCUCAGAUUAACUCAUAUCACAGCGGUGCCUGGACAGCGUGACGUGUGGGGUUGUGCUGCUGCCGUGGUCCCGCCAGAUGCCUCCUGCUGCUGCUGCCAUCAUUAGUCAUUAGUCAUACUUCUUCUGUUAUUAUACACAUAUGAUUAUUGUCACACAUGUAUACUGCCAGAUAUUAAUACAUACUUUCAACAUAUUGUACCGCAGUAACCAGAACUAUAACUAUAAUAUUAUUACUUUCAACAAUGUUGUUGUAAGCUACUGUCAUUACCUGCAUCUCUCUCUCUCUCUCUCUCUCUCUCUCUCUCUCUCUCUCUCUCUCUCUCUCUGUCUCAUUGUGUCAUAUGGAUUACUGUUAAUUUGUUAUGCUGAUCUGUUCUGUACGACAUCUAUUGCACGUCUGUCCGUCCUGGAAGAGGGAUCCCUCCUCAGUUGCUCUUCCUGAGGUUUCUACCGUUUUUUUUCCCCGUUAAAGGGGUUUUUUUGGGAGUUUUUCCUUAUCCGCUGCGAGGGUCAUAAGGACAGAGGGAUGUCGUAUGCUGUAAAGCCCUGUGAGGCAAAUUGUGAUUUGUGAUAUUGGGCUUUAUAAAUAAAAUUGAUUGAUU
Messenger RNA from Epinephelus fuscoguttatus (brown-marbled grouper), 3013 nucleotides. RefSeq lists its product as uncharacterized. The transcript is spliced from 5 exons. NCBI's taxonomy places the organism in Eukaryota, Metazoa, Chordata, Actinopteri, Perciformes, Serranidae. The record is from RefSeq and is a predicted model, not a curated record. The coding region runs from base 91 to 810 and encodes 239 amino acids.